GGAAGCUUUUGUAAAGUUUUCUCUAACGAAGAAAUCUAGAGAGUAACGGAACAAGUGGGAGAGCUGAGAUUGGAAGGUGAGGUGGUCCUGCUUAAUCACACACGAGGCUUCCACAUGGCCCCUCCCCUUUGAAACUUCCCAUUUUAACUUCACUUUCCACUCUUUUCUCGCGCAACAAACACUUCAGAGGCCACACCCUCUGUUCUGUGCUCUCUGUUUUUUCUCUCAUGCAACUUCUUUAGAGAGACCAGACAGUAAUAGAGCUUCUAUUUCUAACACAGAGGUUCUACUUUUGAUUCUCUCUGCUCUGAGAAAGAUUUUCUCUGAGAAAAGCAGAGAAGAGAGAAACAGAGGAUUUAUGUCGUCUGGAUUUGAUCUAUUCACUGGAGCUCACAAGAAGCUCUGGAUCUUUUUGCACGUUCUCUGCAUCACUCUCUGUUUCUUCUUCACUCUUUGCAGCCCAUCUUGUUCCCUUCAGACGAGCAAGAAACAUCAGUUCCUUGUUAUUUCUAUAAUAUUAAGAUCAAAACGCAAUUGUUUUUGGGUAGAUUGCUCUGAGGAUUGUCUGGGAAAAUAUUUAUCAUUUUCAAUUUUGGGGUUUAGGGGUUUUAGGGUUUUGGGUUUUUCUUGAUAAUCAAGCUUAUCAAAGAUUUUCUUUCCUCCCCCAUUUUCCUUCCUUUCCUUGGGUUAAUUUCCUUCAUAGAUAAGGCUUUUUCUGUUAUAUUCAUACAAUGCCAGGCCUUAAAAGGCUAAUUUUGGAUCAAAAUUUGAGUUUUGGUAAAGAAGAGAAGAAGCAACCAAGCCAUUUGCUGUCGACAAAGAAAAUUCGCAUCAUCUGCCAUGAUCCUGAGGCCACAGACUCCUCAAGUGAUGAAGAUGAAGGCCAAAAUGAGAGGAGCAACAGAUUGAUGGGUUCUAAGCUUUUUGUGAGAGAGAUUAAAAUCUCUCUUCCUCCACAUGAAUCAACUGCUGAGAAUUCUUCACAAGAAAACAAUACCAAUAGAGGCAAAAUCACAAGUAAUUCUAACCAGAAGAAAACUAGAAUUUUGUCAUCUAACUACAAAGGUGUUCGACGAAGGCCAUGGGGGAAGUUUUCAGCUGAGAUUAGAGAUCCGUUUCGAAAGGUUCGAUUAUGGCUUGGCACUUACACAACUGCUGAAGAGGCUGCUGCUGCAUAUAGGAAAAAGAAGCAGGAGUUUGAGAUGAUGAUGGAAGCAAGAAAGCUUAAGAAAUUGUCAAUUAAUACGAAACUCGAAUCCGAAGAAUCAAGUGGUUUGUUCUCUUAUCCAUCACCAUCUUCUGUGCUUGAUGUGCCUACAAGAACAUCACUUAGCCAUGGAAUUGAAGCUCCAAUCAAAGAAGAGAACAAUGAAGAGAAGACACAUGAAGAAAUCUCAGAGUUGAAAAUGGUGGAAGAAAGACAAUCUGUUUUGGAUUUAUGGGAGGAGCCUGCACUGUCUCCUUCAAUAAGCCAAGAGCUGCUGAGUGGUGAUUAUUGCUCAGAGCUUGGGAAAUUUCUUAACAAUGUCAAUAAUGCAGAAGAUUUUUCAAUGGAGGUGGUCGAUUUUUUUCCUAUGGAAGGUGUGAUGGAUCUUCCAGAUAUUGAGCUCGAGACUCUUGCUUUUGUUGAGGAAUCUUUGAAUUUCACAUGCCCAUAAGUUUUGCAGUUAGGAAUUAUAGGAGGCUUUGGUCUUUUGUUUUUACAAUACAUUGGUGAAGAGAGAUAUUGAAGUUGUUAUCGUUUUGUGUUUGUUAGGUGGGAAAGAGAGUUCUUGGAGUUCUUUAAUUUAAAGAUUUUGUGGGAUUUUCAUGGCCACCCAAGAUUUUUGCAUACUCUCUGUAAUAUUAAAGACUUAUAUGAGUAAUUUAUUAUAUGGGAACUCUGUUAGGUUUGGCUGAUA
Manihot esculenta (cassava) is the source of this 1901-nucleotide messenger RNA. RefSeq names its product ethylene-responsive transcription factor ERF117. The coding region runs from base 732 to 1658 and encodes 308 amino acids. Lineage: Eukaryota; Viridiplantae; Streptophyta; Magnoliopsida; Malpighiales; Euphorbiaceae. The transcript is spliced from 3 exons. Gene Ontology annotation, molecular function: DNA binding; DNA-binding transcription factor activity. Gene Ontology annotation, biological process: regulation of DNA-templated transcription. The record is from RefSeq and is a predicted model, not a curated record.